AUGCAGAGAGAGGGAAGACGUGGGGAAGUAACAGCGGCCUUUGCGGUGCCUCACAGGCCGUUUGGAGAGGGAUCAAAUAGAGAAGUAGCAGCGAGCUUUGCGGCACCUCGGAGGCCGUUUGGAGAGGGAUCAAGUAGGGCUGUGACAGAAUCAAUAGACGAUGCAGGUGCAGGAUCAGGGGCCAUGGGGAGGGAUUCAUCUGCACUGGAGAGGGGGGGAGAGGAGGAGGAGAAGGAGGAGGAGGAGGAGGAGGAGGAGGAGGAGGAGGAGGAGAAGGAGGAGGAGGAGGAGGAGGAGGAGGAGGAGGAGGAGGAGGAGGAGGAGGAGGAGGCGGAGGCGGAGGAGGAGGAGAAGCAUUACUACUUAGCUGCCCCUUCCUCCUCCUCCGCCCCUUCCACCUCUGCCAAUUCCGCCUCUGUCUCUGCCCUCCCAUCCACCUUUGUUGAUAUCUCAGUCCCUGAAGCUGCACUCACCAGUGGCGUUCAUAUCCAUGCCACUCUCCCCACUCACACCUCAGAAUGCAACCCAGUGUUUAUUGGUCCCACCCUGAAUUGCCACUCAGUCCUACUGGCGGAGAUGCCUAGUGCGAUGAUAACUGGACUGGGGAUUUUGGGAUUGGACCCACUGGGAGCAGAUCUGGCCGGGUUUGAGGAGAUGAAUUUUGAGGAGAUGGAAUUUGAGGGUUUGGCAGAUGGUGAGGGGGAGUGGAGCUCUUUACUUGCAGAGCAGUUUGCACAGCAGCUGGGGGCAAUUGACGAAACCGAUGGGGCUGGGGGGAGUGGGGUUGGUGCUGCAAAAAGCAAGGAGUGGGUGGAAGGCAAGGAGGGAGUGGAAGGCAAGGAGGGAGUGGAAGAACGGGAGAUGCUUUCAGAUGAAGAAAGCAGUGGAAGCAGAGAGACUUCAGAUGGGGAACGGGCAAUGGAGGAAGGCGGAGCAAUGGAGGAGAAAGAGGGUGCGAUGGAGACAUGGACGGGAAUAGACGAGCGUUUGACGAUGGAAAUGGGGCCGCCUGAUCGAUACUUCCAGCUGCCCAGCGACAAGGAUGUUCCUCACCGAAGCAGUAAGCAAAUCCUGAAAACUGAAGGGAUGGAGAGACAGCAAGGAGGCUGGACAGUGUCUGAGGGUGAGAACAAUCCUGGUAACUACAUGAUGGCAAUUCAGCCAAGACAACAGGCGGUGCCAUCUCAAGUAGGGAUGGAGGGGCAGGAAGGUGGCUGCACAACAUCUGAGGGUGAAAACGGCCGUGGUAACUACAUGAUGGCAAUGCAGGCAAGCCACCAGGCGGUGCCGUUCCAAGCUGCCCAGACUGCCCAGACUGCCCAGACUGCACCAUCUGAUCCAUCAUCCUCCCAAUGGCACCAGCCAGGUCAACGGGGAGAAUGGGGCGAGCAGGGUCAAGCGGUCCGAGGGGCAGGUGUGGCGGUGGGUGUGGCAGCAGCAGGACCAUCCGGCCAUCUAGGCGUGGAGCAGAUGCGUACUCCAGUAGAAACCUCAGCACUGGCAGCGGGGCUGCACGCAGUGACAGGGGAGGAAGCAUUGGCAAGGCAGCAAGCAUUGGCUAAGCCGCAAUCAGCAGGGCUGCCAGUCCCAAGCGAGCCACGAGCCGCUUCAUGGGGUUUCAGUGUAGAAGUGUCCGAGGGACUUAUGGCGCCUGGUGGGGAUAGUUUUCUGCAAGAAGCGAAGGAGGAGGUGGAGGUACCCUGCAUGACAGGUUCAGCUUCAAGCUUGCCUUCAAGUUGGCAUGCUGAAACGAUGCAGUAUGCGCAUGCCAUGAUGCCUCCUUUUGGGCCGUUUCAAGGGCAUGAUCCCAGCGCGCAGAUCAUCAGCGCGUGGCAUAAUCCCAGCGCGCGGUGUGCUUUUACCAUGACCCGCAGAUCAUCAAUUGUUGUGAUUCCGCACGUACGUCAACAUCACGAGAGCCACCAGCAGCAGCAGCAGCAGCAGCAGCAGCAGCAGCAGCAGCAGCAGCAGCAGCAGCAGCAGCAGCAGCAGCAGCAGCAGCAGCAGCAGCAGCAGCAGCAGCAGCAGCAGCAUCAUCACCAGAACCCGCAGCAGCAGCAGCAGCAGCAGCAGCAGCAGCAGCAGCAGCAGCAGCAGCAGCAGCAGCAGCAGCAGCAGCAGCAGCAGCAGCAGCAGCAGCAGCAGCAGCAGCAGCAGCAGCAGCAGCAGCAGCAGCAGCAGCAGCAGCAGCAGCAGCAGCAGCAUCACCAGAACCCGCAGCAGCAGUGGCAGCAGCAGCAGCAGCUGGGACAGGAACAACAGCAGGGACAGCAGCAUGAGCAGCACCAUCGGGAGCAACAGCAGCUGCAUGCAUCUAGCUUCCCAAGACGCAACUCUCUCAAUCUCAGCACUGGCACUGCUGCAGCUGCCAAUGUGGGUAGUAGGAAUGGCUUGGAUACCCCAGUAAAUGUCUCUGCCGGUGUGGCUGACAAUGUGGGGAGUGGGAAUGGGGUGGAUAUUGCCGUGACGCCUACUGCCUGUGUUGCUGGUGACGCUGAUGGUGCUAAACCUGUUAUUGAUGUGGAUGGUAUGGCUGGUGUGGCUGGUGUUGCUGGUGUUUCUGGUGCUGCUAUUGUUGCUGGUCUUUCUGGUAUUGCUGUUGCGCCUGGGAUGGCUGGGCUGACAUCCUCUCCAGACUGCUCUCCCAAACCAAUCUCGACCAUCCCUCUGCGCAGGGUGAGGCGAUCCCAGUCCCAUGACCAGGAACCAAUGGGAGCUGGACAGCUGGCCACACAGAGACGUGAGGUGUUGAUGCCUUGGAGCAUCAUGCCUCUAAGGAAAUCAAUGGCUACGAGACUGGCGGUGCUGGCAGCAGUGAAGGAGAUGUUGUAA
Messenger RNA from Closterium sp. Naga37s-1, 2832 nucleotides. NCBI's taxonomy places the organism in Eukaryota, Viridiplantae, Streptophyta, Zygnematophyceae, Desmidiales, Closteriaceae. The record is from the annotation of a GenBank genome assembly.